Messenger RNA from Nothobranchius furzeri (turquoise killifish), 2384 nucleotides. Its product is annotated as SAM pointed domain-containing Ets transcription factor. NCBI's taxonomy places the organism in Eukaryota, Metazoa, Chordata, Actinopteri, Cyprinodontiformes, Nothobranchiidae. Gene Ontology annotation, biological process: cell differentiation; regulation of transcription by RNA polymerase II. The record is from RefSeq and is a predicted model, not a curated record. Gene Ontology annotation, cellular component: nucleus. Gene Ontology annotation, molecular function: DNA-binding transcription factor activity, RNA polymerase II-specific; sequence-specific DNA binding.
CACCGAGUCACUUGCUUUGUCUUACUCUCUGCACACACCCCCAGCAGGUGCUUUCACUGAAGCUUUCAUCUGCAGUUGUGCUUUGGGCUUUAGGCUGCGUCUUUCAGGUUACGUAUAAUUCUGCCAAAAGGUCUUUUAGUGGGCUUUGGGGCCUCAGCCUGGGAGCUCAGCAUCAGACCUCAGGAGGAAGUGGACUGAGGAGUCCCUGCUGUCUGCUUCACCUCCGACCUCAAGUAGCAUCUUAACAUCCCAUCGAUUGGAAGCGUCAGAGCAUCUUUAAAGAGCAAGCUGUCAUGUCACACCCAGUGAGCUGUUUAUCUGAAGGUGAAGAGUUUGGGUCCCGGAUCGGGAUGACAGCGGACUCCCUCGUCCUCCUGGAGAGAAACAGAACUGAAGAUCCGUGGGAGAUGGUUGAAACCAAACCGAACAUAGAAGCCCUGGAGCGGGGCGUCCCAGGCCUCUACUUCCCCUGUUAUGACAUGCUCCUCACUGAAGAUGCUACAUGGCUGGUGAAAGUUUCAGAAGCCUCCCCGACACUUGCUGGGCCCAUGAAUCGCAUGGAGAGCCAGGAGGAACCGGAGCAGUGCCCCGUCAUCGAUAGCCAGGAGCAAGGCCUCUCUCCGGGCCUGGAAGGGCAGGAGGAGGAGCGGUCUCUGGAGCAGGUCCAGAGCAUGGUUGUUGGGGAAGUUCUGAAGGACAUCGAAACCGCCUGCAAACUGCUCAACAUCACCCCAGAUCCUAUAGACUGGAACACGGCGAACGUCCAAAAGUGGCUGCUGUGGACAGAGCACCUGUACAGGUUGCCUCAUGCAGGAAAAGCCUUCCAGGAGCUGACAGGAAAAGAUCUGUGUGCCAUGAGUGAGGAAGAGUUUCGCCAGCGCUCCCCGCUGUGUGGAGAUACGCUGCACGCUCACCUGGACAUAUGGAAGUCAGCUGCCUGGAUGAAGGAGAGGUGUUCAGUAGUAGAUACCAAAGCUGCAGGCGGCGAGGAGCUGUGGUCUGAGGCAGAUUCGUCUUGUUCAGGCCAACCAAUUCAUCUGUGGCAGUUCCUUAGAGAGCUCCUGCUCAAACCUCACAACUAUGGACGCUGCAUCCGCUGGCUCAACAAGGAAAAAGGUAUCUUUAAGAUCGAAGACUCAGCCCAUGUGGCGAGGCUGUGGGGACUCAGAAAGAAUCGUCCUGCUAUGAACUACGACAAGCUGAGCCGCUCCAUCCGUCAGUACUACAAGAAAGGCAUCAUCCGCAAACCAGACGUGUCUCAGAGACUGGUGUACCAGUUUGUUCACCCAGUAUGAGUCUUCAGCGACCUGGGACCAGAAGUAGGAGGAAAACUAAAAUCAAAGAACUAAAUAAAAUUGAACACAUGCACUUGAACACUAAACCUGAACUGAAAGGUGGAUAAAACUGACUCAAGCUGCGGCUGUGUGAAGGCUUUACUGAAGACAAUACGCCUAUUCAGGGGAAUUUUCCUGCUGCAAAAUCAACCAAACACAGAUGACCUGAAGUGAACUGCCUCGUCAUUUGCAUGAUCUGCCUGUUAAUGUUUCAAAAUGUGAUCCACACUAAUAAAAGUCACACCUAAUUACUCUCCCAUGCUUCAGGCAGUCAGCCUUCUGAUACCUGCCGUGACUGUGUGGAUCUGUGGAACUACACCAAACACUCACCGUACAGGAGUCUUACCUACAGACAAGGACGAGUCAGCAGUCAGGCAGAUUUCUGAGCUCCUCCGAGACGUAACGGGGCGACGUUUCCUCUAAAAGCGCUGCUGAGGAGAUGCGUGUUUCCCCUGUCAGCUCAACUGCAAAUUGCAUUUUGUGUUGUAAAUUUUGUCGUAAAACUUAAAGGACUCGAAACAAAAUUAAUAGAAAAUAAGGCAGAAUGCUGACAAAAUGUAUUUUUUUAAACAAAUACUAAUUUUCUCUGUCUUUUGAAAAAAAUCAUGUCCACUUUAUUUUGUUUAGCACCGGUCAUGCAUUUUUUUGUCAUAAUUAUGUUUAUGAUCAAAUCUGUGCAGAAUAUGUAGUCAACCUCAAAUUGACUUUGCAUGUGCCAGUAUGCAAAUGCACAAAACUGCUGAAUCUGUUGUGCAGCACAGCAUCCAAACGGAGCCACGGAGAGGCAUCUGUGUGAAGAAGAAUAAAAUCAGAUAAGGUAAACACAAAAAAUAUGUGUACAUAACUGUUUAUAUAUUCCAGGUUAAACCACAUUUUAUUCACUUUUGUUUCUGUUUCAUUUCAUUGAAACAAACUUUUUUUAAUGUAAUUGAAAUUUGUCCAAGCUUUAAAGGGUCUCAACCAACUGAACUCUAUUAAGUGGUUUCUGGGAGUUUUAUUUGCAAGAAAAUGUUUUCUACAAGUAGUCAUUACAUUUUACAAUCUGUUCUU